Messenger RNA from Setaria italica (foxtail millet), 1742 nucleotides. RefSeq lists its product as uncharacterized. Bases 453 to 1532 code for a protein of 359 amino acids. Lineage: Eukaryota; Viridiplantae; Streptophyta; Magnoliopsida; Poales; Poaceae. The record is from RefSeq and is a predicted model, not a curated record. Gene Ontology annotation, molecular function: protein binding. The transcript has 3 exons.
UUACUCUGCCGGGCUCUGCGAGGGCUUUCGGUUUUGGCCUCUGUGCUCAGUCGCAUGUUGUUUGGCUGCAGCAGACCUCUGUAAAGGCUACUUCCCUCUUCUUCUGGUGAAGCUUCUCGCCCUGUUCGAGUUCCUCAUCCUGUUCUCGUAGUAUUUUAAAUUGCAAGCCUUUUUCUCGUUUUUGUGGUUUUGAAAAGAGGAAAACUUUUGUUUCGACCAAGGGUUGAAACUGCGACUUUUGCCAUUUGGUCCUCUGCAUCUGCACUGUGUAGCUUUCAAGAACUCCCGAGUUCAUCUCCGCGAGUUCCCAGUUCCCACACUGUAGUUGCUCUACCUUUUCUGUAAUCCCGUUGCUCCCCGGCCAGUUUCUUUCCCGCAUUCUUUUACAAGCUUGCUUCUCUUUUUGAAGCAUCUGCUCCCCUGCUGCAGCUAGGAGGACCACGACGCACGCCAUGGGGCGCGCGAUGAGGUGGCUCAAGAAGGUGCUCACCGGCACCAAGAAGGAAGGGGAGAGGGGCCGCAAGGAGCACAGUAAUGCCGCGUGCGCCAGCGGCGGCCUCGGGCUCGGGCCGCCGCCGGUGGAGAAGAGGCGGUGGAGCUUCGCGAAGCCGAGGCACAGCAUGGCAGACGGCGGACGGAGGCCCUCGGUGACCGCCGUCGCCGCCGGGGAGCUGUCGCAGGUGCGGCCGUGCAACUGCGGCCUGGAGCGCGAGGUGGAGGCCGCCGUCGUGAUCCAGAAGGCCUUCAGAGGGUACUUGGCGAGGAAGGCGCUGCGUGCUCUCAAGUCGCUCGUGAAGCUGCAAGCUCUGGUGCGUGGCUACCUCGUGAGGAAGCAGGCCGCCACGACGCUGCGCAGGCUGCAGGCGCUCAUGAGGCUCCAGGCCAGGACGGCGUCGUCCCGGAAAUCUGUUGAACAAGAGCGGAUUGGUGGUGCGCGCGUGAAGCCGGUGGUGCACCGCCGCCGGCUGUCCGACGGCGGGGACAAUGGGUUCGAUCGCAGCCCGCGGAUCGUGGAGAUGGACACGUGCCAGCUCCGGUGCCGGUCGUCCCGGAUCACGAGCCGGUACGCCGCCGACCCGCCGGGCGCCUCGCCGCUGCUCUACUUCCAAAAGCCGGCUUCGCGCCUCCUGGGGCAGGAGCUCGAGCCGCCGCACCCCAAGACGACACACAACACGCCCCGCCUCGGCGCGUUCCCGGGCUUCCCCGGCUCGCCGGCGUCGAAGUCCGGGCGCGGCGCCACGUGCCGGGACGCCGGAGGCAGCCCGCGGUACAUGGCGGACACGGCCUCGUCCGUGGCGCGCACCCGGUGGCAGAGCGCGCCGAGGCAGCGGCAGGGCGAGCACGCGGCGGCGCAAGGGCAGGUGGCCGAGCCGAGGCCCAGCGUCCGGCGCAGCGGGUCCAGGAAGCAGGCGCGGCCGCAGCUGCAGGCGCUGGAAAGCUUCAGCUUCAAGAGCUCGGAAGCGAGCCGCGUGGAGGACUCGGAGCUCAGCGACGAGGUCACCAGAGACUACUACCUCGACCGGCUCUGGUGAUUCCGCCAUGGCAUCACCAGCUGGUUGAGGAGGAGGAGAUUUUAACAUUUUGGUACAUAUUAGCAUUAGGAUUAUUAGGAUCAAGAAGGCUUAGAUCAUGGCGAGAAUUGACUACUAAUCUAGAAGGAUCAUGUAGCUCGAUCGAAUAUCAUCAGAUCGAACGAAAUAAGGGGCUGUUUGGAUACGAGGUGCUAAACUUUAACAGUGUCA